UAUCCUGCGCUAUAAAUACAAAGAGAGGAAAGCAAGUUGGGUUCUCUUGCCGAAAGAAAUCUAGGGUUGGAUACUGCUAGCCUCGUCUUCUUCAGGUAAAAUGCCUCGACAUGAUGACCGCCAUGGUGGUUCACGGCUCUAUGUUGGUCGCUUGUCAUCACGGACAAGAUCACGCGAACUUGAAGACGUAUUUAGCAGAUAUGGAAGAGUACGUGAUGUGGAUAUGAAGCGCGACUUUGCCUUUGUUGAAUUUAGUGACCCUCGGGAUGCUGAUGAUGCAAGGUAUAGCCUGAACGGUCGGGAUGUUGAUGGGAGCCGUCUAAUUGUGGAAUUUGCAAGGGGGGCACCACGGGGUCCUGGCGGAUCUCGUGAGUAUCUUGGGAGAGGGCCUCCUCCUGGAUCAGGACGCUGUUUCAAUUGUGGACUUGAUGGGCACUGGGCUCGAGAUUGCAAAGCUGGGGACUGGAAGAAUAAGUGUUAUCGAUGUGGAGAACGAGGGCACAUUGAAAGAAACUGCCAGAAUAGUCCAAAGAAAACCAAGUGUGUGCUCUCUCUCUCUCUCUCUCUCUCUCUCUCUCUCUCUCUCUCUCUC
Messenger RNA from Prunus avium (sweet cherry), 592 nucleotides. The record is from RefSeq and is a predicted model, not a curated record. Lineage: Eukaryota; Viridiplantae; Streptophyta; Magnoliopsida; Rosales; Rosaceae.